Molecule: messenger RNA, 1420 nt
Organism: Cynara cardunculus var. scolymus (artichoke)
Lineage: Eukaryota; Viridiplantae; Streptophyta; Magnoliopsida; Asterales; Asteraceae
Product: V-type proton ATPase subunit d2-like
Exons: 10
Coding region: 107-1162 (351 amino acids)
Biological process (GO): vacuolar acidification; vacuolar transport; proton transmembrane transport
Cellular component (GO): vacuolar proton-transporting V-type ATPase complex; proton-transporting V-type ATPase, V0 domain
Molecular function (GO): proton-transporting ATPase activity, rotational mechanism
Source: RefSeq, a predicted model, not a curated record
UUAGAAGAUCAAACCGUUUGUUUUCAUCCCCUAAUUACUGCAUAAUUCAGUCUUCCCGUCUCCAUUAUUAGGUUCUUGAAGGGGGAGAUUUAUACAAUUUGACAAAAUGUAUGGGUUCGAAGCAAUGACCUUCAACAUUCAUGGAGGUUACCUUGAAGCAAUCGUCAGGGGUCAUAGAUCUGGUUUGCUGACCGUUGCUGAUUACAACAAUCUAUGCCAGUGCGAAACCCUCGAUGACAUCAAGAUGCAUCUCUCCGCUACCGAAUACGGACCUUAUCUUCAAAAUGAACCUUCACCCCUGCAUACCACUACAAUUGUAGAAAAAUGCACUGUUAAAUUGGUUGAUGAGUAUAAGCAUAUGUUAUCCCAAGCCACCGAGCCAUUGUCAACCUUCCUAGAGUAUAUAACAUAUGGUCACAUGAUUGACAAUGUUGUCCUCAUUGUUACCGGAACCCUGCAUGAGAGAGAUGUUCAGGAACUGUUGGAGAAAUGCCACCCUUUGGGGAUGUUUGACAGUAUUGCUACCCUGGCAGUAGCUCAGAAUAUGCGCGAGCUCUACAGACUGGUGCUCGUGGAUACACCACUCGCUCCAUACUUUUCUGAGUGCAUUACAUCAGAGGAUUUGGAUGAUAUGAACAUUGAGAUUAUGAGAAAUACUCUUUACAAGGCAUAUCUUGAGGAUUUCUAUCAGUUUUGCCAGAAACUAGGUGGUGCUACUGCUGAAAUAAUGUCUGACCUUUUAGCAUUUGAAGCUGAUAGAAGAGCCGUUAAUAUCACCAUAAACAGCAUUGGAACAGAGCUUACACGAGAUGAUCGUAGAAAGUUGUAUUCUAGUUUCGGCUUACUCUACCCCUAUGGCCACGAGGAACUUGCUGUGUGUGAGGAUAUAGAUCAGGUUCGUGGUGUGAUGGAGAAAUACCCUCCUUACCAGGCUAUAUUUGGCAAGUUAUCCUACGGAGAGAGCCAGAUGCUUGAUAAGGCAUUCUACGAAGAGGAAGUGAAGCGAUUAUGCUUAUCUUUUGAGCAGCAGUUUCACUAUGGUGUGUUUUUUGCGUACAUGAGGCUGAGGGAGCAAGAGAUCAGGAACUUGAUGUGGAUAUCCGAAUGUGUGGCUCAGAACCAGAAGUCCAGGGUUCACGAUAGCGUUGUUUCCAUAUUUUAGUUACUACAUUAAUAGCAGCAGCAGCAGCAGUCGGGAUGACACGUCGUCCUGUGUAAAUCAUCUGGUGGUUCGGUUAUGUUGCGUAUGCGAGUUUCUCCAAAAUAUGUUUACUGCUGAUGUUAAAUUCUGCUUUAUUUAGGUGCUUGUUUAGAACAUAUUAUACCUGUUCUAUGGAUUCAAAUGUGGUCUUUUUUACGAGGAUGUUAUGGGAUAUUUAUAUGAUUCUAGUAUUACCCGUUUUUGUGUGGUGUUACCGUA